GCCGGAAGUUUGGUUUGGGAUCGCGCUGAAUCCCCGGGAGAGCUCGCGGGAUGGCGAGCUGGAGCCCAAGCUCAUGGCGAGCGCUGCCAAAGCACCAGAUGGCCGAGUGGGAGGACAAGGCUCUGGCCGAGAAGGUCCUCACGAAGCUAGGCAAGCUGCCGGGCCUGGUGCAGCCCAAGGAGUGCGAUCGCCUGAAGGCGCUGCUGGCGGCCUGCGGCCGGGGGGAGCGCUUCCUCGUGCAGGGCGGGGACUGCGCGGAGCGGUUCCUGGACUGCGAGGCGGAUCGUCUUGAGCAGCAGCUGAAGCUCAUUCUUCAGAUGGGCAUGGUGGUGGAGCACGUCAGCGGCAAGCCGGCGCUGAAGAUCUGCCGCAUCGCGGGGCAGUACGGGAAGCCCCGGUCCAAGCCCACGGAGGUGGUGGAGGGCAAGGAGAUUAUGAGCUUCAAAGGGGACAACAUCAAUGGCUUCGACCCCAAGGACCGGAAGUGGGAUCCCGAGCGUUUGCUGCUGGGCUACUGGCACUCUGCGGCCACCCUGAACUUCCUUCGGGGCUACGCCACCGGCGGGGACCACCUGCCGCUGCGGACGUUGGGCCUGGCAGAGCUCAAGGGCUCCGAGCACUACGAGAGCUACGCGGAGGAUGCCCGGGCCAUCUUCGAGAAGACCCUGUCGUCAGACAGCUUGGAGUUCUUCACCUCCCACGAGGCGAUGCAGCUGGACCUCGAGGAGGCACUGACGCGGCCGGUGGGGGGCAAGUACUACAACCUCAGCGCCCACCUCGUGUGGAUCGGGGACCGCACCCGGCAGCUGAACUGCGCCCACGUGGAGUACUUCCGGGGCAUCGCCAACCCCAUCGGCGUCAAGGUGGGGCCUUCGAUGAAGAAUGACGAGCUGAAAGAGCUGGUGCAGCUGCUGAACCCCAACAAGGAGGAGGGCCGGGUGAUGCUCAUCACCCGCUACGGCGCUGGGAAGGCGGAGGCGAUGCUGCCGGGCCACAUCCAGGCGGUGAAGGAGAGCCAGGUGCCGGUGACGUGGCAGUGCGAUGCCGUGCAUGGGAACGGCAUAGUGGCCAGCAACAAGCUGAAGACACGGAUGGUCAAGGACAUUCUGACGGAGAUCUUUGAGGUCAUGGCCAUCCACAAGCGGUGCGGCUCCAUUUUGGGGGGCAUCCAUCUGGAGGUCUCGGGCCAGUGCGAUAUCACGGAGGUCCUGGGCGGGUCCAUGGGCCUCACGGAGGAGAUGCUCCUGAAGAACUAUGAGACCUACUGCGACCCGCGGAUGAACUACUCCCAGUCCCUCGAGGCGGCCUUCCGCGUAGCCAACGAGAUGCCGAGUUCGGAGCGCGCAGCCAAGCGCCAGAAGUGAUCGGAGAGGAGCAAGAUGUCAGCCGCCCUCGUGGCUCACAUCGGGUUCCGUGGGUGUGGCACCGCCGGCCGACGGUAGAGCCGUUGAGCCUCAGCCAUUGGCAGACCUGCGCGCGCAGGGGCCGCAGGGGUUGGGCCCAUAGCGGUUGC
Messenger RNA from Effrenium voratum, 1513 nucleotides. The record is from the annotation of a GenBank genome assembly. Lineage: Eukaryota; Dinophyceae; Suessiales; Symbiodiniaceae.